AUGCAGCAGCCCUCGCCCGCGAGCACGGCCAGCACUGGCAGCAGCAGCCCACCGAACCUUGCGCCCGCGACGCCUCCCCGGUCCGAGCGUCGCGUGCCACUGCCGCCCCGUCCACACGCGUCCAGCUCGCCCACCCAGCUCGGCUCGGCUCGCCUUCAUAUACGCCCCCCGCGCACGUCCCUCCCGUGCACCCCUCCCCGCUCCCGGCCCAAGCACACGCUCAGCCACCCGUCCUCGUCCCCCUCACCCGCUCCUCUCACCCCGACGCGCAACAAAGCCCCGCCCACGCUCGCCAUGUCCGUCCACGCGCCGAUCGCGACGCGCCCCUCCUCCGCCUCCUCCUCCUCCUCCUUCUCCGGUGGCCACUCGCCCGUCGCCCCUCCCUCGCCCUCGCCCAGGCUGAACACCGCCGCGGCCGCCGCCAUCCAGCGCCCGCCCAGCCGCUCCGAGCGCCUCCUGCGCGACACGCUCCGCCGCGCCGACCAGGCCCAGUCGCACCCCCGCCCGCCGCACGGACGCCGCCGCCCCCGCCGCGCGCCCGACUCGGACGCCUCGUCCGACGACGACGACGACUGGAUGCACCGCGUGCGCUCGCGCGCCUCCUCCGUCGAUCGCACCGGAGCAGGAGCACGAGACCACCACCACCACCACCCCGUCCCGGGCUCGCCCCAGCCCCUCCAGCGCUCGCCGGCGUCGAGCCCGCAAUUGCCCGUCCGCAGCCCGCCCCGCUCGCCGCCGCUCGGCCCGCAACGGUCGCAGACGGAGACGGCGCUGCGCGCCCGGUUGGAGACGACGCUCAGCCGACACCGCUCGCGCCCGUCCGUCGACCGUAGCACCGUCGCGCCGGCCACCGGAGGCGGCAGCGUGCGCCGGCGACAGACGGAGAGCAGCACCGCGAGCCUGAGCCUCAGCCAGAGUCAAAGCGAGUAUCCGUGGAGCAGUUCGCAGACCUCGCCUAUGCUCACCCCGCCGCCCACGCCGCCUCACGGGCUCUCGGGCCUGCCCUCGCCCGCGCGCUCGCACGCGCACCUCCCCGGGCGCGGCCUCCCCCCGCGCACGCUCACCCUCGAAUCGCACGCGUCCUCGUCCUCCUCCGGCUCGGGCUCGGGCUCGGGCUCGUCCCACUCGGCGCCCCCUUCGCGGCCGUUCAACGUGCGCCACGCGUCCCAGAUCUGCAAGCUCAAGGACGGCUACGUCAGCUUUGGCGAGGUCGAGGGGCUCGGGGCGCCCCCGGGCGCGGACGAGGACGAAGAGGAGGACGGGGAGGGGAGGAAGAGGAGGUGGAUCGGGGCGGGUGGGGCGUUGUGGAAGCUGUUGGGGCUCAGGUCGGCGUCGGCUGCCGCGAGUCCGGCGAUGGAGAGGAGCGGGACGGUAUAG
Messenger RNA from Punctularia strigosozonata HHB-11173 SS5, 1377 nucleotides. RefSeq lists its product as uncharacterized. The transcript has 2 exons. Lineage: Eukaryota; Fungi; Basidiomycota; Agaricomycetes; Corticiales; Punctulariaceae. The record is from RefSeq and is a predicted model, not a curated record. The coding region runs from base 1 to 1377 and encodes 458 amino acids.